Molecule: messenger RNA, 618 nt
Organism: Coniophora puteana RWD-64-598 SS2
Lineage: Eukaryota; Fungi; Basidiomycota; Agaricomycetes; Boletales; Coniophoraceae
Product: thioredoxin-domain-containing protein
Exons: 5
Coding region: 32-535 (167 amino acids)
Source: RefSeq, a predicted model, not a curated record
CUCCGCUUUCACCUCGCAGUGUACAGGGACAAUGUCUGUGACACACAUCACUUCCACUUCUCAGCUCAAUGGAGUCCUGUCCCAAUCUUCGAGCAAGCUGACGGUCAUAGAUUUCCACGCAUCGUGGUGUGGGCCCUGCCAUGCUAUCGCACCGACGUACGAACAGCUGGCCAAGCAAUACACCAACGUCAACUUCUUGAAGUGUGACGUCGACGCCGCCAAGGAUGUUGCUCAGAGCUACCAAGUGACCGCAAUGCCAACAUUCGUCUUUCUGAAAGGAAAUUCCGAAUUAGAGCGAGUCCGCGGGGCAAACAGGGCCGCACUGGAAUCUGCCGUCCAGAGGUACUCGUCUGGAUCAUCCUCGACUGCGGCUUUUGUGGGCAAAGGCCAAACCUUGGGCAGCACUUCCAAGCCUUCGACCCCUUCAUCGUCAAAUGCGGGCGAUGGAAUAGGGGCUAUUUGGUCCAACCUGAGUCCUCAGGUGAAGAUUCUCGUUGGACUUGUUGCGGCAUACAUCUUUUUCGGUUUCAUGUAGAAUGUAAUAUUGCUAUUCAGGAUAACUAUCAUUUGUUGAUUCUCGCGAGUUAUUCUACAUCACAAUCUACACAAGCGACUGAG